AGCUCUGGUCUCAGCAUUCAGGAGUGGAGGUGAGUGUCGGGACCAGGCACUUCCACCCGCAUGUUAGUCCUGAGCCCGGGGGUGUCCUCUCCUGCCCCCAGGGACUAGAAGUCUAGGCAGAUGGCCGUGUGUGCCUGACCUCGGGGGCAGGGUUUGGGGCCCACAUUACCCCCUCUGGGGAGGUCCAGGCGGCCCCGGGUGCCUCCUCCCCAGCUAUGAGGCACCAGCUUUGCAGAGCUCCACCCUGGGGAGCGUGGAGGAGCUGGUGGAUGGACUCACCUACUCCACCUCCCUGGGCCUGGGGCAGGCUGUCUACACCCAGGACCCCGUUCCAAACCUGGCAACCUGCCAGGGCCCUCCCAGGGCUGCCCCACGAGAGUGGCAGACAGUCCCACUCCAGGGGGCCUGGAACCUCAUUCCCGGGGGGGACCCCGUGCCUCUCCUUGCUCACAUCCCAGGGGGCUGGGGGCUCUCGGGUGAGCUGCAAACCUCCCUUGUCCUGGUGGGUCCUGGGUUUCCCACUGACUAAAUCCCUGCUGCCCCCCUCAGCCUGAACAUGAGCCAACUGUUCAUGGGACUGAGGUCCCCAGGCGCAGGGCUCCCCAGACAGGCACAAGGAGGAAGUGGAGAAAGCGCACGGCACCAGUGGAACCAGCUCCAAACACCAGCCGGAGCAGUCCCGAGGCCACACUCCCUCCCGAGGACGCUGACCAGCCCACACAUGUGCAGGAGAAGCAGGGACUGUUCAGGGCAAGAAGGUCGUCUUCAGGGGCAACCCUCAGCCGGAACGCUUGUUGGUCCCUACUCCCUGCCACGGACGCUGACCAGCCGGCCACGGGCCCGCGGCUCCCCCGGUCACGGCCGGGGAGCGUCACGGGCGAUGCCCUCAUGGUCUCCUCAUGUGAUGAGGGGCAUGACGAGGGGCCAGAGGAGGAUCUGAGAAUCCCCAGGAUGGGACGGGCUAGGCGCCUGGCCUGGGAGCCCCAGCGUGUGCCCAGUGUCAUCGAUGCCAGCCAGCUGUCAUCCACCCUGGUGGGCCGAGUCCUCCACCACUUGGUCCAGGAGGAGCACCUGGGGCCCGCGGUGGCAGAGCUGGAAGACCCACGGCAGAGGCAGCUGGCUCCAGAGACACAGGGGGGCCCCGCUUCGUGGGUAGAGCCCGUCCAGGAGCUCCCUGCGACCCCUGUGCUGGAGCUACGGCCGGUGUCACCUGCUUCAGCCCCUGAAGAGCCGGAGGAUGUCCCAGCAGUGGCCUCAGCCCCGGGUCCAGGCCCUGAGCUGGAGCCCCAUGAGCCCUUGGGCACGGGGCCUGGAGCACCAGCCGGAAUGGCAUUAGGCCUGGCAGAGCCAGGGGCAGACCCGGAGCCCACCAGACCCUGUGCCAUGAGCCCCUGGGACAUCCCAGGAGUGGUCUCAGGCCCCGAGCUGGAGCCCCAUGAGCCAUCGGGCCCGGGGCCCAUGGCACCUGCCAGAAUGGCACUGGGCCUGGCAGAGCCAGAGGUGGACCUGGAGCCCACCAGACCCUGUGCCAUGAGCCCCUGGGACAUCCCAGGAGUGGUCUCAGGCCCCGAGCUGGAGCCCCAUGAGCCUUCGAGCCCGGGACCCGUGGCACCUGCCGGAAUGGCACUGGGCCUGGAAGAGCCAGAGGCGGACCCGGAGCCCACCAGCCCCUGUGCCUGGAGCACCUGGGAUGAGCCGGGGGAGGAGGAGCCGACGAUCCUGGCGUUUCCCCCCUCCCUGGUGGCCGAGCAGCUGACCCUGAUGUGUGCAGAGCUGUACGGCAGGAUUGAAUUUGGUGAAUGUAAGACCUACUUAGAGAGCCAGCCACUGAUGGAAGGCAUUGAGCUCCUGGCCCCCAACAUCCAUAACAUCAUGAGGCAAUUUGAUGCCACGUUUUACUUCGUCACCUCCUCCUGCCUCGGGGCCCCGAGCUUGAUGGCCCAGGACAGGGCCCGAGUGGUGGAGUUCUGGAUCCAGGUGGCCAAGGAGUGCCUGGACCUCAAAAAUUUCGAGUCCCUCCACGCCAUUCUCUGUGCCCUGGGGAGCUCUGCUGUGUGUCGUCUGGAGAGCACCUGGGGACAUGUUUCCUGGAAGAGCUUCUGGAGCUAUAAAAAACUUCAAAAGAGGGACCAGGGGCUUAACGGGAAGCAGCUCCUCAAGGAGGCGAGGGCCACGGUGAGGCGACGGCGGCAGGCCCCCUACGGAUACCUGGAUAGGAAGGCGCAGGGCAUAGUCCCGUUCCUUGGAUAUUUUCUGCGUGACGUGCCCAUGGACCAACUCUCGGAAUAUAAUGCGGACGUGAGUGACCCAGCGAGGCACCGGAAGGGCAGGAUGGUCACUCUCAUCGGACGUGAGAUCAUGAUGCACAAGCGCGUGGCCGCGCUGUAUGACCUGGAGCCCGAUGAGCGCUUCCUGUCCUUCUUUCAAACCGUGGAGCCCCUGGAUGAGGAGAAGAGCUACCGCCUGUCCUGCCAGCUGGAGGCCUCAGGCCAGUGGGCCAGGAUAAAGGGGCUGUUGCAGUUCUUCAGGUCCCACGAGAUAUAAACUUAGUGGCCAGGGCCAGCUGCUGUCAUCGGGCCCGUGGUCCUGCUGGUGUCCUGGCUGCGUGCGGACAAGAGCUUCUUCCCCUUCAGCAGGUGGCACCUGGCGCCCCAGGACCCCAGUCUGCUUGCUGCUCCUCUUCCUCCUGCUGCUCAUCCUGAGCCUCUGCUGGGGCAGGUGCUCUGGCACCUCCCGUGUCGGCAGACUCGGGCAUCUCCCCAGGCUGCCGCUGCACCCUCAGGGACCCGUACGCAGCUGCAGCCAACCUGGACACCUUUGUGCUGUGUCAGCCCCUCUGCUUGUGGCCCGCUGGACAGAGGCGAGCUGCCCCACCACGCGGAGGGCGUCACCAUUCCUGCACGUGGCCUCCCAUGUUGUCGACACCACCUGCUGCCUGGGUGCUGUCAGCCACUGAGUUGUAGCCACAGGGUUCCAGGAAGAGGUGGGGCCGUCCUCACCAGGCCUGGCCUUUCCCGGGAUGGACACUGACAUGGUGCAGCGCUGCGUGGAACCACCAUCCCUGGGUGUGCAGCAGAGGCAUCUGAGGACGCAGGGGUGGCCGGCCACCACAGGCUCCCAGGGCAUGCUCCCAGGGGGACCCCCUGUACAACUUUCUCAUCCCUGAGAAAUAGCCUCCCCGGGGAUUAAAGAUGGUGGUGUGAGAGAUGAGACAGAGCCCUCCUCCUAAAACCACAUAUGAUACAAAAAACAUAAUUAAUACAACCAAUCCUGAAAGAGCAACAUGAAAGAAGGCUGCACCAGACUGCAUACACCUGGAGAAAAGAGCAGAACUCACGGAACAGGGUCAGGUACCAAAGCUGUGAGCCGGCGGGACCCAAGCCCUUCCCCCACCCCAGCCCAAUGGCGGGAGGAAGAGACACAG
Manis pentadactyla (Chinese pangolin) is the source of this 3424-nucleotide messenger RNA. RefSeq names its product ral-GDS-related protein-like. The transcript is spliced from 12 exons. Gene Ontology annotation, biological process: Ras protein signal transduction; positive regulation of GTPase activity. Lineage: Eukaryota; Metazoa; Chordata; Mammalia; Pholidota; Manidae. The record is from RefSeq and is a predicted model, not a curated record. The coding region runs from base 889 to 2544 and encodes 551 amino acids. Gene Ontology annotation, molecular function: guanyl-nucleotide exchange factor activity. Gene Ontology annotation, cellular component: plasma membrane.